AUGGGUAGCGCUAACAUGGAGAAUAUCAUUGAUAAAUUCACUACAUUAACUGAAAAACCAGUGAAAUAUUUGGAGGUGCAAAAGAAUAUAAAAAAGGAUAUUCAAAACUUGGUGAAAUCUCUUUACGAUUUUACGAAAUCGCAAGAGCAAAGUGGUAAGUCCAAAACAAAUCAGGCAUUAUCAGAAAUAAUUGUAAAAGAUUUCGAUGAAGAACAAAUAUGGCAGCAAAUCGAGCUCCAAAAUUCACAGUGCUGGGAUCAUCUUGUAUGGGAAGUUGCUAACUGUAUAUCUACUAGAAAUAAUCUGAAAUUCCCAGUUAAGAUUGUUGAAGAUGAGAUGGAGGUUUUAAAUAAUGAGGAGGAGAAGGAAGAGGCUAUUUCUGAAAAUAUAUCAGCUAUAGACAACUUUGAAGAGAAAAGUAAAACAAAGAUUAAAAAUCAUGAAAAUAAACCAAACUCUAAAAUCAAAACAUCUAUAGUAGAUGAUAAAUUUUUCAAAUUACAAGAUAUGGAAAAGUUUUUAAUAAAUGAAGAGAAGAUGGAGGAAAAAGGCAAAAAAGAUACAGAAGAUGAUGAGGGAUCAAUAGACAUGUUUGAAGAUAUAGAUAGUGAAGGAACAGAAGAUGAAGGUGGCAAAGAAAUGAUGUAUUCAGAUUUUUUUAAUGAUGAUAAUGGUGAAGAAUAUGAUAAAAGUAAUGAAAAUGGUGAUUUCAAUGAAGAUGAUGAAGCUACAGUUAAUGAUAAAAAAGUUAGAUUUGCAGAACCUGAGUCUGAUGAAGGAAGUCAGUCAGACGAUGAAGAUACACACAUUGAUAAGAAAGGCAGAUUUGCACAGCCUGAUUCUGAUGACACCGAUUCUGAUGAUAGUACAGAAGAGAUCUCCAAUAAGCAAAUAAAUGAAGAAGACAAGGAAAAAGAUGAAAAGAAGUCUGAAUUUGAGUUGAGACAACAAAGAUUAAAACAGCAGAUAUCCAAAUUAGAGGAAAAAACACUCACUGAAGCUCCUUGGCAAUUAAAAGGAGAAAUUGAUGCAAGUAAGAGACCUCAGAAUUCAUUACUUGAAGAAGUUUUAGACUUUGAUCUCACAACGAGACCACCUCCUACAAUUACUGAACAAACAACUGUCACUUUAGAAGGUUUGAUAAUACAGAGAAUAAAAGAUAAGGCCUGGGAUGAUGUUGUAAGAAAGGAGAAACCAGUAGAUGAUCAGCUACUGUUCAAGAAGCCCGAGGUACUUGACCAUUCAAAGAGCAAGCUAAGUUUAGCCCAAGUUUAUGAAACUGAAUAUUUAAAACAAAAACAAGCUCAAUCAGGAGAUGUUGAAGAGGAAAAAGAACCUGAAAGUCAUACUGAAAUUCGUAAUGCCAUGAGUAAGCUAUUUGCACAACUAGAUGCAUUAUGCCAUUACCAUUACACUCCUAAACCACCUCAAGCAGAAGUCAAAAUUGUAAGUAAUACUCCAGCUAUAUCCAUGGAAGAAGUGGCACCGGUAGCUACAAGUGAUGCUGCAUUAUUAGCUCCUGAAGAAGUUAAGAGAAAACACAAAGGAGAGUUGAUGAGUAAAGAAGAAAGAACACAAACUGACAAAAAUAGAGAAAGAAGGAAAAAGAAGAUAUUACAACGCAAAAAGGGACAUCCUACUGAUGUAACAAAUCACAGAAAUACAACAAAAGGCCCUGAAAGUAAUGACAAAACCUUGAAAACUUCAAAGGCUUUCUUCCAACAGUUAAAUGACGAUUCAAAUAGUUUAAUUAAAUCUAAGAAAAAGAAUGUAAAAAAUAAG
Brenthis ino (lesser marbled fritillary) is the source of this 1782-nucleotide messenger RNA. The record is from the annotation of a GenBank genome assembly. Lineage: Eukaryota; Metazoa; Arthropoda; Insecta; Lepidoptera; Nymphalidae.